CCGGGGACAGCCGUCAAGUUCCGUCCGAGGCGAAUCGUGCGAAUCGCGCGGUGUGACAUGCACGCACGCCCGCUCGUGCGUCGCUGCUCGUAGGUGCUCCUCCCCUACCCCGUGCCCAGUCCCUACGAUGUGUACCACGUAUCCGCGCGACUCACCCGGGAGAUUCAGCUGCGAAAGAGUGUACUCGAGAUUACUCUACGGCAGGCCAGGCAUAGAACCGCAGGGAUUUCCGUUUCUCGUUCGGUGCCGGGACAAGGUUGGCGGAUCUAUAUGGGGCAAUGCGUGUCUCGUAAGGCGGGCGCCGUCGUCGCAGCAUCCGGUCAUCACAACUCGUCCUCGUACCGUGUCAUGGACAAGGCCCAGAAACAGGGCUCGUCGAGGCGUGGCACGUCGCAUACGCGCGGCACCGCGAUGUCUUUCGGCUUCCGGCGACGGCCCGCCAGCGGGAUCCCGAUGCCGAUAACGAACAACUAUGUCACCAGCACCAACAACGAGAAGAGCCUGCUGCAUCCACGAUCGAAGUCGGCCGGCCCGGAGCAGGAUCGCAGGCGGAUGCUGGACGACGAUAACUGCAACGUGAUUCAUAAUUCGUCGUCCGGCCGGUCGACGCCGCGGCUGGCGCCGCCGAAGAAGGACUCGAGCGGGAUCGGGGUCAGGACGAACCGUUUCGGCUAUCGACAACCCCAGGCGAGGUUCACGAACAAGGUCGGCGACAUCUGCAACAGCCACAGCAUCAGCCACUAUAAUCAGGAGAAGCUGCAGCAAUAUCCGCAGCAACAGCAGCAGCAGCAGCAAACGGACAACUACUUUGUCAAGCAGCAACAGCCGAACAGAGUCGUUGCGCACGUGCCGCAGCAACUGUGCGGCCCGACGGCACCGGCGAAGCCUCGCCCAUCGCUGUCGAACAACGCGACUUAUGGCAGCAAUUUAAUGGCGCAACAGGCGGACGCAAACAGACGAGUCUCAGGCAUUCCGGAACCCAUCAGCAGGUACACGCUGCACACCAGUCACCUGCCGCAACCGCAGUUCGCCGUGCGGGUGAGUGACUCCAACUCCAAGAUCGCCAAGACCGCGGCGAAUCAGAGCAGAAAGAUAUCCACGUCGUCGACGUUGAAGGGGGGCUCGUCCAGUUCGAAGGAGGGCUCGGUGACCGAGGACUCGGGCGUCAGCAGCCAGCCGACCGGACCGGAGGACAACGAUAGGAUCAGGUCGGUGGAUUACAUGGACGACGGUGCCAUGAGAAGACGCGGUGUCGGCAGACCGAGAAAUCUACGCAUGGUGGUAAGCGGCAAGAGUUUCGACGUAAGAGAUGUCCGCGACGACGACAGCACGGUCACGGAGAUCUCGGUGAUACCGCUGCCCAAGUCCUUUGCCAGCACCGCGGCGAAUCUGAACACCGGCUUUGUGCGAGAGCGGGCCACGCAGUACCAGCGAAUCGUCAACAAGGACAAUAGAUACACCGAUUCGACCGCGUCGAUGUCCACCACAUCCUCGGAGGGCUACGACGAAGGUUGUCUGAGCGAGGAGAAGGCCUACAAGGAUCGAUCGCGCACGGAGAAGGUCCCGUCUAUCAAAUCGGACUUCAGCCCGCCCAGCUCGGACGAUCCCGAGUACGGCCACGGCGAAGCCAUGGCGGACGAGUACUCGUUGAGCUCCAGCGACGAGUACCAGCGUUCCAAUUCCAUCAUCGCCCAGCACACGCAGGCGAUCACCGCCGCCACGAAAACCGGCGCGGCGUCGAAGAACGUUCUACGCUCGGUGCUGCUUACCAUCGAGGACCCGGCAUUCGCUGCCGCCGCCGCUACCACAACGACUUUGAUAGACGACGAGACCUCGCCGGUCGACAGCCUGUUCGACAGUCCCACCGCCAGCAUCACUCAGUCGGAUGGAAAGCCCUCGAAGAGGGACGAGGAACACGCGCACGAGCGUUCGGACAACACCCUCGAAGACGACGGUCCGGGCACGCCGACGAACGCCUCCAACUCGCUCAGCUUGUCCGAGGGUAGAGAGUUCUUCGACGAUGAGAUUGCAGAUCAGCCCGGACUAAUCUUCAACGACGACUCGAGGGCGAGAGUUGAAACGCAGUCCGCCACAGGGGAUCAAGUCAUCACCGAGAAUAGCCAGACUCUGAUCGAGCCGAGCUCUAAGAGUGGUGCACACGUCAAGGGCGUAAUGAACAGUCCUCAUCACGGGCAGCGUUUACAUCGAACGGGAAGUGUAGAUACUUUAUCGCCCUGCGAAUCCAUCGCCUCGGAUGAUUUAAUGUUAGAUUACGACGGCAGCGACGCGAGCUCCUACGAGGAACAGCAACGAUUAAACUCAAAUCCCGCGUUGCACGAGCUGGAUGACGCCACUAUAAUUUCCGAGCUGGAAGCUCAGGGCGAGGAAAUGAUGAGGCACUGGAGUUCGUUGCUGAACACCGCGCAUAUGGAGGAAGCGAAUUCCAAUUCCACCAACAAUAAUUCCGCCAACAGCGGCAACAAUAACAAUCAGGCCGCCACCGAAUCUGGAAUCGGAAGUGACAGGAUGUCAAGGCUGUUACGCAGCAGAUCGGGGACGGAAUCGCCGCGUUCGUUAGACAACAUGCGCAACCGUCAAGUUUCUAGUCCUAUGAGAACGUCGGGAAGUGUGUCAUCCUCGUGCGUCGAUUCCGGAGACGAGGCCAGCCUCAGGAUAGACCGUGGCACGUAUCAGUACAUGUUCCAGGACAUCGUCUCCAUAAAGACUAUGCUCCUGAAACUCAAGCGGGUCCUUCAGGAGUCAGGAGAGAACGAUUUGACGAGGACGGAAACUCUCAACCCAUUCGAUAAUCCGAAGAAUGGUCUCUUCUGUAACCUGAACGAGGAUGGAGGUAACACGAUCGACGUGAGCACGUCACCGGGAAGCGGUGGUAGCAGCAUCGCGGACGAGCUGGCGGAUCUAAGGAGGCAGGUGGUGUUCCUUCAGGGCCAGGUGGAGGACCGAGAUCGUACGAUACAAGUGCGGGAUCGUACCAUCGAGCUACUUGAGGUAAAUAACGAGGUGCAAAUGUCGAAGCUUCAAGGAUCCAAGAACGGCGACACUCAGGGCUGUACCCUGCCGACGCGCAACAACAACGUCUCCUCCGCGGACACUUGCAACGCCGCUACGCAAACAGAGAAGACACGUCCAGUAUCGGCGGGACCUUCGCUCCUACAGUCACUCCCGCAGGAUGGUGUCAUGGGGCCUCUCGUUAGCUGGAGUGACUCGUCGGACCGUCAGCGACCAUCACUGCUCUCCGAGCUUAACUCCACCGGGAGUCAUCGCAAGCCAAUCGAACGUUUACCUCAUACGCUAAGACUCCGUCAGGAACAGACCCCGAUACGUCGUGUCAACGUGCACGCGAGGAGACACUCGUCGGAGUGCGUGUCCGGCUCCCUCAGCAAGCCGAAGGACUGCGUGAAACAAUUGUGCGACUUGAACGACGCGGAGCAACGCGACGCCAAGAUAGAAGGAAACACGGUCAAGUCCCUCAUUCCGACACCUAGGAAACUGCGGCUUUAACGACACGCCGGUUUAUAUUAAUCUUCUUUGCGUAUAUAGCGACUAUAUUCCUUUCUCUCCAGACGUCCGCAUCCUCGAAGUACAGAAUGCGACGUAAGGUAUACUCAUCAGGCAGCCUUACGGACAAACCAUUUAAUGACAUAACUUUUUAUCCAGAUACGCCUAAAUUGAGUCUGCCAUCAUUUUAAUUAUAUUAUAAAUUGCAUUAGCAACGAUCAUUGGAUUAUCAAAAGGAAUGCAAUCUGUGCAAUUAUUCGAUCUUUGCCAGGCGAUUUCGACCGAUUCGGACGUCCAAAACACUGUAAAACGAUCUCUCGUUACUGUCUGUGCUCGUAAUUAGUUCUCUGCGCGACUUGUCCACGUUGCGCGCAUUAACAGCGUAACGGCGUCGUUUACGCGCUCGCUUGAUACAGUUCGCCGUAUUUACGUAACGUUGUGCAGAGAAGAGUGUCACACGAAGUGAUUCCUAAAUCGGUAUUUAAGGCGACGUGUAAGUCGCUCCCGCGCGCGUAACGGGUACGGAUACUUAUUCAUCAAGAUUAACGAUAAAAUUUAAUUUCCUCACUUAAACGUGAUCUCAAGUGCAAAAUUAGGGAUUAGCUGCACGAGUAAAUCGCGAUCGCGCUUUAUCUGGCGAUCGAUUUUGGGACCUGCGCUUCCUGCGCACGAUCUUAUCUUGACGGAAACGGAAGUCCUAUAUGCGUUUUUAGUUCGAAUGAAACCUUAAUUGCGAGCAUUGAGCAAGUGCAAUUUUUGUAAUAUACUAUAUAAUUUAUUGUAUUGUAAAUAUAAAUGCAAAAAAAUUAAUUUUAAGCGUGAUGUACAAUUGCAGUCGAGAAAAUUGAUCCAAAUUUUCGGAAAAAAAUGAUUCAGAAAAUUCAGAAUCGAUAUUUUCUUUGGACGAAAAUGUAACGUCUCGGCAUCUGUAAUCCUUGUGUACAUACAAAAAUCUGUUUUCUCGAGACAGAGAUAUUUAAAAAACACAUUAUUUAUUACUACGCGUUUACCGAACAAUUUUUCUCUUUACGGCUAGCUAGCUCGCUGUGAUUCAAAACUAGGCGCGAUUGAUCAUUUUUAAUAAUGUCACAAAAAGCGUUUAUGUUGUGAUUUGUUUGUCCUCAUCGUUCAAGGAUAUAUACGUUUCGAUAACUUUGGGAGAGUUGCACGGAUGUAAGCUUCAGUUUGUGGGUACAUCGCGUGGCAGGUCGGCACGUAUUACACAUCGUAAUUAGUGAAGCCAGGGUACUUGUAAAUUCCACACGUCGUUUUAAUUUAUUGUGUGCUUGGUGCUAGUAAGUUGGUAUUUGAUAUCAUAAGUAAUUUCGUAUAUGAUAUUUAGACUCUCUUGUCUUUCGCGUAAUCGCGCCGACUGGCAGUGCUGCCCAAACAUAUUCGCAAAUAAGAAAUAACGCGUUUGGCCGUGUAUCCGUACUAGUGUACAUAUAAAUUAAUAAUAUUCUAAUAUAUUUCUUACAACAUUCUGCAGUAUUAUGGCAAAUCGUUUCACUGAAAAUAUUAUCCGGAGAACGACGGAUGCCAGGGGAAACUAGAUAUUAUAUGAUCGUUGUAUAUUUAUUUGUCCAUAUUUUUUAAUUUAUAUGUUGAUUAUACGCGAAAAGAAGAAUGGAGGGAAAAUGAGAGAGUGAGAGUGAAGAAGAAAGAGUGAUGAAGUAUACAUAUAAAUAUAAAUAUAUGAAAUCUCAUUAAUUUUUUAAGAAAUAUGUAAUGAAACAAAAUGUGGAGAUUAUAGAGAAAUAGCUUUUCCGCAGAAUUAUCAUCGCAAAGUGCAGUCGAGUAUUUAUAGAAAUGUACCGAGUAGUUCAAAUCCACUUACUAUUAAUAACGGAUACAAAUUAAGAGAUCUGAUAUGGAAUAAGUUAAAUAGCAAUUUUAUUGGUAUUAUGAAAUUGACAUUGAUGUUAAUCGUCCGCCUGGGCUGCUGCAACCUCCGGGGGGGAGCGAGCCUGUGGCAAUUGCGAAACAUUUCGAAAGCUGCAAAGCCAAUUUUGUCGCAUCGUAUAAAAGCUAUGACAAAUAAAAAGUAUACAUAACAC
This is a messenger RNA of Vollenhovia emeryi, 5576 nucleotides long. RefSeq lists its product as uncharacterized. NCBI's taxonomy places the organism in Eukaryota, Metazoa, Arthropoda, Insecta, Hymenoptera, Formicidae. The transcript is spliced from 14 exons. Bases 271 to 3522 code for a protein of 1083 amino acids. The record is from RefSeq and is a predicted model, not a curated record.